Molecule: messenger RNA, 406 nt
Organism: Drosophila busckii
Lineage: Eukaryota; Metazoa; Arthropoda; Insecta; Diptera; Drosophilidae
Exons: 4
Coding region: 25-348 (107 amino acids)
Molecular function (GO): DNA binding
Source: RefSeq, a predicted model, not a curated record
GAAAGGAAACUAUAAUUUGUGAAAAUGAGUUCGGCAAAAGAAUAUUAUAAAGAGUUGACAGCUAUUACAGCGAAAUGCACAUUGUGCUUAAAAGUAAUUAAGACCAGCGGAACCAAUAUGAUACCGCACCUUAAAAAUAAGCACCAAGAUGCUUUCUUAAAAUGUUCAAAGAAAAUCACCAAAGGUGAAGGUGACCAACUCGAACAACAGAGCAUACAAGGAGCUUUUUUGGGUGCAGCAAAUAAAAACGCAAAAGACCGAAGAGUUACCGAUUCCUUGAUCCAUAUGAUAUGCAAGGAUAAUAUGCCCGUAAGAUGUGUGGAAAAAGAGGGAUGCAAAACUUUGUGAAAACGUGCGUUCCGAAUUACACAUUACCAAGUCGAUGGAAGCUCAUGGUUGAUGAAAU